AUUUUCAAGCAAAGUUAACAUUUUGCGAAUCGCACAUGAAACUAGAAAGACAUACGUUGAUUUACUUUAUUGCCUUAUUUUAAAUAACAUUUUUACAUUAUUAUAGCUGCGUUUUUACCCAUUAAAAUACGUUCAAUUACUAGUUUUUGUAAAACAUAUAUUAUAGUAACCGAGCACAUUGGUGAAAAUGGUUGUAGUUUCUUCGACAUUUGCUGCGCCGGUCGAAGGUGUGUUAUUUCAGAGUCCAUCCACUAAGUUACUCGUCAACGACCAGGAAUUAGGCACCGCCACUUUAUAUAUCACUGAAAAUAAUGUUGUUUGGGGCGGUGGCGUCAGUACUUCUGGAGUUGCAGCGCCUACCAUAUCGCUCCUGUAUCCUAGUAUAUCACUGCACGCGGUCCAGAGGGAACCGUCGCCGGCCUUGUAUAUGGUUCUAAAUUACGAACUAAGACUUCCAGAAUUAAUCCAGCAAGGUAGUGGUGAUGCUCCGAGUAAUGAAGACGAUGAUGAUGAUGAUGAGUUUGAUGCUGACGAUCAACCCAUCACACAGUUGAGAUUCAUACCGCAGAAUGAGGCAGAUUUAAAUCCAAUGUACUCAGCCAUGAUACAAGGACAGGCUCUACACCCCGACCCGGCUGACGAGGUGGACGAAGACCCUUAUAUGGAUGGAGAGGAUUUUGAUGAUGAUGAAGAGUUUGAAGAUGCUGAAGAGAGUGGACCUCAGGAGGCCAUGGAUGGUCUGAGGAAGAUGGGACUCGGGAACAGUAACGGCACACAUUUUGAAGACUGCGAAGAUGCUGGUGAGGAAUGAAACACCAGGUAUACAAGUUGCUCACCGCAUCUCAAAGACACCCGCACGGGGUCCAAUGUAUUAUUAAUUAUAAUUUGCUCAUAUCGAAACAUUUGUUUUAAUACAGCAAAAUCUAUAUGCAAUACGUUCACAUACGGAGCAAAGUGUCGUUGAGUUUAUCGAGUGAAAUUAGUUGUAACAUGUUCAUGUGUUCAGUGUUGAUAAAAUACAACUCCUUUAAACAUAUAAAAUACGCUUAUAACUAGUGUUUGUUUUCAUAAUAAUGAAUCUCACUCAAACUCAAGUGUUGCACUAUAUACAGAUCGGUCAACACGAGUUGUACACUCACCGAGAUGAACUUUACAGUCACAACAAAGACAUUUAAAUGUAAGUGUGGUGACAACACUAGUCUCGAUUGAUUAAUGCCAAUUAAUGUAAAAAUAAUAAGUAAUUAAUUAAUGUUACAUAUUUUGUAUUCUUUGUAUAAAAAAAGGCAACACUUCCGUUAGUUUUAGCUCACUAUUUGAUACAUUGAUUUCAGUUUGUUCACAAGCUCAAUUUAUUUUGUAUAAAAAAAAUAUAUUAUUUACCUCCAUUCCAAUAGUGUUGUGUUGUGAGAUUUAAAUUCAAGUGUCUGCAAGCGACUAAAUAAAAAAAAAAAAAGUAAAUAAAUGUAUAUGUUUUAUUUGUAAUCAAAAUAUUGUUUACUGUUACUAUAAUAAAAGCGAAUACUGUA
Danaus plexippus (monarch butterfly) is the source of this 1526-nucleotide messenger RNA. RefSeq names its product methylosome subunit pICln-like (gene icln). Gene Ontology annotation, cellular component: cytosol; spliceosomal complex. The transcript has 6 exons. Lineage: Eukaryota; Metazoa; Arthropoda; Insecta; Lepidoptera; Nymphalidae. Gene Ontology annotation, biological process: mRNA cis splicing, via spliceosome. Bases 188 to 811 code for a protein of 207 amino acids. The record is from RefSeq and is a predicted model, not a curated record.